Messenger RNA from Lampris incognitus (smalleye Pacific opah), 4274 nucleotides. RefSeq names its product polymerase (DNA directed), lambda (gene poll). Gene Ontology annotation, molecular function: DNA-directed DNA polymerase activity; DNA binding. Gene Ontology annotation, cellular component: nucleus. Gene Ontology annotation, biological process: double-strand break repair via nonhomologous end joining. Lineage: Eukaryota; Metazoa; Chordata; Actinopteri; Lampriformes; Lampridae. The coding region runs from base 222 to 1919 and encodes 565 amino acids. The record is from RefSeq and is a predicted model, not a curated record. The transcript has 8 exons.
AUACAAUUGGUCACACAUUUUUAGAAAUAAUUCAGCUGCAAACUCGUAUUAUUAAACGGACUGAUGUAUGCGUAAAGAAGAAGAAGCUCAAAGUUCAAGGCUAGAUGAGGACAGUUAAUCGUAAACACUAUAAAUGCUAUACAUCUUGUUAUUGUAGUUAACAUGAGCUAAAGUUAGCUUCGUUAGCUUACCUUAAAUUAAUUUUGUUGCGUUUGUCAAUAAUGGAUGUUCGCCAUGGGAUCAUUAAAGCUUUCCCUAAGACUAAGAGAGCCAGAGCACCGGGUGGAAGAGUUUCCCCCCCGAUGAAGAAGAAACCUGAUGAAGAUGUUGUCACAGGGAGUGCUUUCAAAGGUGUCACGGUGUUCAUCCUCCCCGCGGGCAUAGGGAAUUCCAGAUGCCAGAUCUUCCAACGACAAAUUCACCAAAACGGAGGACAGACCGAGAAGUCAUUCUGUCAGAAUGUUACUCAUGUAGUGGUAGAUGACAAUAUGGACAGUGACAGGGCCCUCCGCCUAUUGAAAGUGGAUUGUUUGUCACCUGCAAUCCAUCUAGUGAAGUGCACCUGGUUGAGCUCAUGCAUAACUGAGAAUCGACUUCUGGACACAGCCGGAUACAGCCUUCUUUUACCUGAUAAAAACUCUGAAACGCAUCAUGGAAAUAUAAAAGACGAUUUGGCUAGUGUCUGUUCUGCAACACAGGCACCUUUGGAGCCCGAGUCAGAUCAUAAAAAAACAGAGGAGACCACAGAAAUGAUCUUAGACCAAAAAGAGGACAUGAGAGAGGAAGAUGGGGUCUCACAUAGUGACUUAGAAGCUCUCCUCACUGGCCAAAACCCCAUGAAAGACAACCCUGGACUCAAUGUUGAUCUCACCGAUGGCAUCGCCAAACAGAAGCCAGUCACUGGAAAGUGGGUCUGUGCCUUGUCCUCCCAAUCCAAAAGUAACAACCACAACAAGCACAUCACAGACAAACUUGAAGUGUUGGCCAAGGCCUACACAAACCAGGGAGACAAGUGGAGGGCACUGGGAUACUCCAAGGCUAUCAACGCACUCAAGAGCUACCACAAGCCUAUCUCAUCUUAUCAGGAAGCUUGUCAGAUCCCAGGCAUUGGAAGGCGUAUGGCCGACAAAAUAGAUGAGAUCAUGGAGAGUGGUCACUUGCGGAAAAUAGAUUACAUAGGGGAGUCUGUUCACGUUCUGGAGCUUUUCAUUAAUAUCUGGGGUGCAGGUGUGAAGACUGCACAGCUAUGGUACCAGCAGGGAUUUCGUACUUUGGAGGACAUCCGCACAAAGGCCAACCUGACUCAUACUCAGAAAAUAGGACUCAAGCAUUAUGAUGACUUUCUAGACCGAAUGCCAAGGGAAGAAGCUGCUGCAAUUGAAAAAGUGGUGAAGGAGGCUGUCCACUCCAUCGACCCAGGCCUGCUGGCCAUGGCAUGCGGAUCCUACCGCCGAGGAAAGGCCACGUGUGGCGAUGUCGAUAUCCUCAUCUCUCAUCCCGAUGGCAAGUCCCAUAAAGGCGUCUUUAGCAAAGUGAUACAGAUCCUCCAUCAGAGCGGAUUUCUGACAGAUGACUUGGUGAGCCAUGAGGUGAACGGAGAGCAGAAAAAGUACAUGGGUGUGUGUCGUUUACCAGAACCUGGCCAUCGCCAUCGCCGCCUUGACAUAAUUGUGGUGCCAUACAAUGAGUUUGCUUGUGCCCUCCUGUAUUUUACAGGGUCAGCGCACCUCAACCGCUCAAUGAGGGCACUGGCAAAGACAAAACACAUGAGCCUAUCAGAGCACUCACUGAACAAAGAUGUGUUACGUCAAGGUGGUUCGAAGGUAUAUAGUGGCACUCCACUCCCUACACCCACUGAAAAGGAUGUUUUUACUCUUCUGGGCAUACCAUUUAGGGAACCUAAUGAAAGGGAUUGGUGAUAAUGUGCCUAUAAUAUUUGGCCAGUCAGUAUAUCUUGUUUGAUUCUAUAGGCAAAACAUACUAGUUACAUGUUGAUGCCUAAACACUGAACCUUGUAAAGGACAUCGACUUGAACUUUUAAGAUCCCUGCUUGAUGAUAUUAAUUUGAUUCUGCAGACAAAGAACUUUUUAAUACAAAAACUGCUUAGAAUAUUUUAGUCAGGAUUACUGAAUGUAUUUAUACACUGAUGCAAAGACAGGAUGCAGAGCUGGAGGUGGCAAAGUUGGAAGAUGCUAAGACUUUCAUUGGGAGUGACGAAGGUGGAUAGGAUUAGGAAUGAGUAUAUUAGAGGGACUGCUCAGGUUGGACGGUUUGGGGGUAAAGAAAAAGAGGCAAGAUUGAAAUAGUUUGGACAUAUGUGAAGGAGAGAUGCUGGAUAUAUUGGGAGUAGGAUGCUGAAUAUGGAACUGCCAAGGAAGAGGAAAAGAGGAAGUUUAUGGGUGUGGUGAGGGAGGACAUGCAGGUGGCUGGUGUGACAGAGGAAGAUGCAGAGGACAGGAAGAGAUGGAAAUGGAUGAUCCGCUAUGGUGACCCCUAACAGGAGCAGUCAAAAGCAGUAGUAGUAGUAGAUAAUCCUGGCUUCAGAAAACGUUAAAUGUUGAAUUUCUUUAUCCUCAUUCAAUCCUAAAGUAUAGUUUCGGCUCUAUUUUUGUAGUUUUUAACAUUGUGUACAUUCAUAAUGAUGUCAUUUUACUUAGUGGCUUUAUCGUAGAGAUUUUGGACAUGGGAGCUCUGCUAGACAUAACUUUAAAUCAGUGUCUUUUCUGGGCCGAAUAAUACGAGCAUCAGACAUGUUUGACCAAGUCAAAUUUUAAUCCAAUUAUUAAAGCCAUGUAUUUGGAAGCGAAAACAAUAGUGAAAGUUAAAAGUUGUUACCUGAAAUGACCAUUACAGUUGUCAGUCACAUUGCUGAGCUACUUCCUGGUUCAACUUACACAAAUGACCAAUUGUUGUACCAUGGGAUAACUACCCAGUUAGCACAAGGGAGAAAUCAUAGAUAAUGGGAAAUCAUGUACACAGUCUAACUGAGGCACUAGGGUUUUUUUUUUGGUAGGGCAGGUCAUAUUCUGUGACCCCAAAAGAUGUCGCUUUAAAGCUAUGUCUAGCAAUACUCACUGUUCAAAAUCUUUACAAUGAAGCCAGUGCAUCAAAUUAUAUCAUAACUGAGAAGCCCCAAAGACAAAAACUAUGAAAAUAAGACACAGGUUGUUAAAAAAAACAAAAAAAACAAAACAAAAAACAAAAGAACAGAAUUGCCCUUUAAACUCUCUAUUCCAGUCUUAACUGGUCAUUGGAUGUUGAUAAGACUGAAUUGUAAUGGGUGUCCUGCUGUUAACCUUGCCAUGUUAUAUGUAAGGUCCUGGUGGAGAAGUCGGCUCAAUUAACUUUAUUUAUCCCUCAGGGGCAAUUAAUAUAUAAGCAUCUGCACAUGUUUUCAACACACACUUGAAACAAAACACAAACAAUGGAAUCAGAGGGGUUACCUGACACACUAAUCAGAAAAUGCAAAUAGGGUGGAGGGUUGGGGUCUUGGGGGCUGUAGUAAAUAAGAGGCACACAGGGAAGGAGGGGGGAGGCUAAUGCUCAUUGAAAGCCUCAUGGUUUCGGGGUUUUCGCCUUACAAUUUCGAUAACGAUUUGACUUCAGUGACAGACUACAGAUUUAAAGGAACAAAAUCCACUGACUAUAAAGCAGAAAUUAUAUUAAAGGUACAAUCAGUGAAAUAUUUCCACUAGUGACCACACUCAGUGAACAGUAGAAAUUGCAACAUCAGCAAUCGUCCCAUGAGUGAUGGUUGCCUGCCAAUGACAAAACUACACCAAUAACUACCUCACAAUUUGUUAUGCUACCUAAAGCAGAGAGGUAAUUGUGUUGUAAAACGCUGCAAUAUUCAUAACUCGCACAUGACUAUGAAUCUAAUGACAGCGCUGCUUACCCACCCAACAAUGGCAUGGCCAAUCCAGCUUUGGUUUUUAUGCCAUUUUACAGCUGCAAAGUUUUUGCCACCUCUAAAAAAAUGACUUACAUUUGUCAUACUUUUGGAGCAGCAUUUUUUACGUUUUGUUUUGCUGGAUGACCAGGCUUUUUGGGGUUCCUCAGAGUUGUGAUGCAAAGUUGGCUCCUCCAUAUUAUUGAAAUAUUCAAAGGUGCAGUAAGAUGACUGUAUGGGCACCCGUAGUUGUGUGGGAGAACACUGGAUUUUAAAGGGUGGAGCGCUCUGAACCAGUUUGUUUACCACAAUAAAGGUGUCUUCGGGACAACUGUAUGGUCACAAUUCUCAUCUGUUGCAGAUUUUGGUAUAUCAUGAGUUUUG